UCUCCAUUAAUCAAGCCUGCAUUUCACUGAGAGUCUGUGUGAAGGCAUGACACAACUUUGGUUUCAUCGCCUCUGGAUUUCACCACUGACUGUCACUUAUCAAAAUGUCAUGUUUCAGUGCUCAGGCUGCGCUCGUCCUGGUCUUCACUGGAGGGUGGUGCAUGUGUGCAGCUGAUGUUGGGGAUUUCGCUCUGUGUCUGCAGUUCUUCUAUAAGUCGUGGCCUCCUAAAGGUCUGACUGGGACGCCGAUCUGCCAGCGUUUUAACAACCAGUACCGCUUUGCCACGCUGUACAGUCGACCGCGCCGCUCCCCGUGGUUCUCGGCCUAUUUGUACUCUGUCCCAGAGGGAAGGAGACCCACCGCAUAUUGGAAGUUUGAACCACAGUUAGCCUACCCAGGAGCUGAUGGAAACAUGAUCCCGUUCCCUCCAGGCCCUGUAGACCAGAACGUGGUGGAGAGCCAGGGGGUGGAGCUGGACUACACUAACUCCACCUAUUCUCGUGGCCACUUGGACCCCAGCCUCCACCACCAGAGCCACGAGGACCGUUCCGCCACCUUCACCCUCACCAACGUGGUUCCCCAGAAGGCCGGCUCUAACGACGGGCCCUGGGAGGACCUGGAGCAGACCAUCAACAAAACCUUAUCGGCCUACUGUCUCGGAGAGGCUUACGUAGUUACUGGUAUCAUCCCUUACCAGAGCGACGAACACUGGCUCAAGAAUCACCGCGUGGCUGUGCCUGAGUACAUGUGGUCCGCCUACUGCUGCCCAAACUACAACAACAGUCUUCCAGAAGAACUGAAGGAUGCUUUUCCCACGUACGCAGCUAUCGGCCGCAACGACCGCAACAGCACGGAGGAGAUUGUGCCGGUGAGCCAGACGGCAAAGAAACAGUUCAGAGGAUACGAUGUGAGACAGAUGCCACUGGAUACACUUGAGAUGUAUCUGAGGGACAGGUUCGGGACAGUUGUCAGUGUUUUCUAUGAGCAGUGCUCCGGGUCGGACUGAUCCUGCAGGUCUGAGGCACAAAGCCUAUUUGGUUAAGUCUGGGAAAGACUGUGGUGGUCAUGGUUAAAGGAAACCAACACUGACUUUAAAAUACUGUGAUGUGUUUGUUUCCCUUUAAAGACAAGAAGAAGAAGAAAGGAAGAAUUAAUUAUUUUGACAGUUAAUGGACUGACAAAUCUGCUGAUUUAUUGCUGCAUAAAAAACCUCUAAUAAAGGUUUCAUUGAUCAAGACAGUGAUUCUUAUGUUGUUGGGGUUUUUAAUCACUGAUGUGUGACGUUUGCCCUGAAUUUAUUUUGGGGCUAACAACAAACAAAUAAAGCUUGUUUUAAAGAAAGAGUUUGACUUUUUGGAGAAAAAAAGGUAUUUAUUUUCCUGCUGAGAGUCACAUCUGUCCAUUAAAUAUACAUUUGGAGACAUGACACUGUUAGCUUAGCAUAGCUGAGCAUUAAGGCCCGAGCCUGGCCCCCGCCAUAACUUGUCGUUGUUUUUACACCUCAGUUUUCAUACAGAGUAAACACAAACAGUUUUUUUAAGCAUCAAAGGGAAGAUUGAUACCAUCUGUCUGGUCAAUACAAAGGUGGAGCCAUAAGGUAGUUAGCUUAGCUUAGCAUAAGGACCAUUGCCGGGCCCCUGCCGUAAAACAGUAAGCCUACCCACUUGUUUUUAAGGAAGAGUCUGACUUAUUUUCUUGCUGAGAGUCAAAGAGAAGACUGUUAAAUAUGAAGGUUGAGCCAUGAGAUGCUUAGCUUAGCUUAGCUUAGCAUAAAGACCAUUGCCGGGCCCCUCCCAUAAAAUCCCAGGUUUCGUAUGGAUUAAACGCACACAAACAAAUACAGCUUGUUUUUAAGGAAGAGUUAGACUUUUUAUUUUCUUGCUGUGAGUCAGCGGAAAAAUUGAUACCAUCUGUCUGGGGGGUCUGCCCAUUGGUCCGACAGCCCAUUGGUCCGACAGCCCAUUGGUCCGACAGCCCAUUGGUCCGACCAUAUUAAACCCAUUGUUCCGAAAUCAUCAUGAUGCCCUGUGGUUAAGGUCUGGUUAGGUUCAGGCACAAAAACCACUUGGUUAGGGUCAGGAAAAGAUCAUGGUGUGGGUUAAAAUGAAAAAGAAAGUGACAAACACAUAAGCCGUGAGCCUGCUCCGCCUCAAGCCUUUCCCAGCUGACCCAGAGCCGGUCGCGGCGCACCAUCAAGGUAGAAAUACACCCGCCAGGAGCCGUUCAGCACCGCAGAGAGCUCCCCACACAACCCCGACCCCAGAGUUAAUAACAGGAGGUUAUGGUGUUUCACUCUGUCCUCUCUAUGACACUUGUAUCUCGACCAGUAGCCUACUUUUGUUGCAUUGCUGAUCCUCUAUGGUACACAAAUACAGUAUAGCCUAGUAUAAUCACAUAUCGGAACAACAGGACGUCGGACUAAUGGGAUGUCAGACCAAUGGCAUGGACCCCUGUCUGGUAAAUGCAAAGGUGGUUGGCUUAGCUUAGCAUAAAGACCAUAGCCUGGCUGCUACCAUUAACAGUUAGCCUACUGGUUGUUUUUACACCUCGGUUUCGAUUAACACACAAAUACAGCUUGUUUUUAAGGAAGAGUUUGACUUUUUGGAGAGUCAGAUCUGUCCAUUAAAUAUAAAUUUACACCUGUUCCCUGUGGAAUGUUCCAACAGGUGUUUUUUGAGCAUUCAACAACUCUGUCACAACUUUUUUGGAACGUGUCGCAGCAUCAAAUUCAGAAUAAGUGUAUAUUUUA
This is a messenger RNA of Epinephelus fuscoguttatus (brown-marbled grouper), 2750 nucleotides long. Its product is annotated as endonuclease domain-containing 1 protein-like. Gene Ontology annotation, molecular function: hydrolase activity; metal ion binding; nucleic acid binding. The transcript has 2 exons. The coding region runs from base 105 to 1007 and encodes 300 amino acids. The record is from RefSeq and is a predicted model, not a curated record. Lineage: Eukaryota; Metazoa; Chordata; Actinopteri; Perciformes; Serranidae.